AUGGCUUGCAAUCUUCCCUGUUGCCUGAUUUACGGCUGCUUGGGCCCUUUGGCCCUGAUGUUUGCGCCAUUUACCUUGGCGUCCAAGAAGAUCAGCAAGAUUAGGAGAGAGAAGAAGGAACGCAAAGCGGAGAAGGCUGCGCUCGAAAAGGCGGCUUACAGAAAAGCCGCUGUUGAAAGGGUUGCUCGCGAGAAAGAAGCUGCUCGCAUGUGCAACGGGAAACCCAAGUUGGCUCCAUGGCCGGUGCCCCUCGACAUCCCGCAUGGCUACCGCGAGCCACCGUUGAACAAACCACCUGGCCAUGAAAAGCGUUACAUCAUUUCCAUCGACAAAAAGCCGACCUCUGUCAGGGCGCUCCCCAUCCCGGGCGUUGACUACAGCCAUCUCACGCCCGACCAACUGAAACUGGCUAUCUCACAGCGCUGGGCGGACCCCCAUCGCAUGCUCAGAGAUAUCAACGAUCCGAAGCGUGCUGACUACUGGAAGAAGGAGUACAAGUCAGCCUGCUGGGCGCCUUGCCCUCAGUAUACUCCCAAAGAGCUCGAGGGUUCGAAGAAGCAGACUUGUAUGAAUGCCCUGAUCCCGGGUGAGCCUGAGAAAUGGUGGUGUUCUCAACAUUGUGCAGCGAAGAUCGCGCUUGAAUAUGGAUAUGUGUUGAAGGAUAUCCCGAUGGAGCAGCGCAUGCCGAGGGACUGGUUGACAUGUUCAAGGAAGUCCCUCACUCCUCGCCGCAGGAUCGACAAAGCUCCGUUCCCUGCCACGACUUAUCUUCCCACCGCUGAGCCUAGUUACUUCCUGGGUGAAGGAUGGACACUUGGUGGGCUCAUGGCUGGAGCUGUCGACGUGGCAACGGCUGCUGGAUAUAUGGUGGCGGAUGUUGUUAGUCCCAUCUACGAAACGGGCAAAAAGAUUUGGGACGUGAUCGACGAGAUGGAGUGAGAGCUGGAGAAGUUGAGGAUCUUGGCUAGGAAGGACGAAUGUUUGUCGGGAUGGAAAAUUACUGGUCAGAGGGUCAUUCGGGGUAGGGAACACUUGGAUUGGAGAGAAGGCGCCAAAGAUCCAGAUAGUCAUGGGUUAGGCGGAAAUCGAUUACUUGCUUGCAUGUUUUGGGUUAUGGGUUUUGGUUAUAGACUAUUAUACACCUUGGC
Molecule: messenger RNA, 1148 nt
Organism: Saitoella complicata NRRL Y-17804
Lineage: Eukaryota; Fungi; Ascomycota; Saitoellomycetes; Saitoellales; Saitoellaceae
Exons: 1
Coding region: 1-939 (312 amino acids)
Source: RefSeq, a predicted model, not a curated record